Phycomyces blakesleeanus NRRL 1555(-) is the source of this 3216-nucleotide messenger RNA. RefSeq lists its product as hypothetical. Gene Ontology annotation, cellular component: G protein-coupled receptor heterodimeric complex; membrane. Gene Ontology annotation, molecular function: G protein-coupled GABA receptor activity. The coding region runs from base 1 to 3216 and encodes 1071 amino acids. Lineage: Eukaryota; Fungi; Mucoromycota; Mucoromycetes; Mucorales; Phycomycetaceae. The record is from RefSeq and is a predicted model, not a curated record. The transcript has 18 exons. Gene Ontology annotation, biological process: G protein-coupled receptor signaling pathway; gamma-aminobutyric acid signaling pathway.
AUGAAAUGGCAGAAAAUACGUGCAAAUCAAAGAAAGACAGUCCUGGCAUUCAUGUUGCUUGUGUACACAGCCCUCUCACAUGCAGCAAUGACAAGUUCGACUGUUAAUUCUUCACUCUAUCUUGAACCGGACGCAUUUCCGACCUACCGCAUUGGAAUUCUAUAUCCUGAUGUCACAAAACUCUUACCAGCCGACGUAUCACUCCGGAAUAUGAUAGUUGCAAGCGAAACAGCCGUCCAUAUGCUGGUAGAUAAAGUCAAGGCAGACAAUCGAUAUCCAGAUUUCAAUAUAACUAUUGUACGAUACUAUUCUGACGCUUACAAUCAAGGAAAAUCAUCCUGGGAAGCAACCGGGAUGAUCGAAGAUGGAAUAGAUGCAGUCGUGGGAGAUAUUUCUUCUGGGUUGACCGAGAUGUCGGCCUCCGUAACCGGUAUUUGGCAGCUCCCGCAAUGCUCGAGUUCUGCUGCAGAACUUUAUCUUUCAGACAAGGACGCCUUCCCUUAUUUCUUUCGCACCAUUGUAAACAGCAAUCAGUUUGGAGAGGCGACCGUGGACUGGGUUUAUAAUAUGAACUGGACAUCCUUCGCAGUUCUCUACUCAAACGAUUAUGUUGGACAACAAGCUCUUUUUAGUGUCACUGAAAGAGCAAGUGCUUUAGGGAUAGAUCCCUUGGUCCAGGUAUCUCUUCAUGAUUAUGAAGAUUCUCAUAUAAGAGAGUCUUUGUUAAUACUUGCUGAACAACCAACAAGAAUUGUUGUGUUUCCCGACCUCGAUCCAAGUCACCAAGUUCCAGUUCUCAAAUUGGCUCAAUCUAUGGGCCUACUAUCUGAAGGAUGGGCCUGGAUUAUAACAAAUGAUAUCUCUGAAGAACUCAAGGCAUCAACAAGUUCACCCGAGGAAUAUGCUUUAUAUGACGGCCUCAUGAUGAUAAGCGGUUUAUGGGACUUGACAGGACAACCUGCCUAUGAUGAUCUAAAGAAACGAUGGGAGAAUGAGCCUGUGCCAGCUGAAUUGAUUAGCACCGAACCUAAAUUGUGGAAGACCCAGGGCUUGUCGUACAAUGCGCCCGAGGCUUACGCUUGUGCCGAAUUAUUGGUCUUGGGCAUGGACAAGGCACUCAAUCUUUAUCCAGGUGGUCGAAGUAAAGGAUUAUCUGAUCUCAAGGCAAGAACCUUUAAUUCUAGCAACAUGACACCUACAUUUUUCAAUAUGAAUUAUACUGGUCCAAAAGGUCUUAUAGAAUUUUCAUCUACAGGGGACACUACAAAAGGGCAUCUGAAUUUUAGAUAUUUUAUUCUGCAAUACAUAAAAAGUGGAGAGGUCCUUACAUACGCAAAUAUCAUUGCAAAUGUAUAUGAAUUGACUUUAGUAUCAAUUAACUCGGAUCUUUGUAUUUUAUUCAUCUGUAAUUGUAUAGCUCUGAAUCCAAGUGCAGACAAAGCAAUCGGUAUCGUUAUCCUGGCUCUGACCAUGUUUGGAAUCUUUUGUUGCGUUGUCAUGGUGAUCCUUAUCGGACUCUUCCGGAACAUAAAACCAAUCAUGGCCGCCAGUCCGUUUUUUUGUUACAUCCAGUUACUUGGCCUUGCAAUGUCAUACCUGUCCGUUACCUUGUACAUUGAUAUGCCAACACCCUCCAAAUGUAUUUCCAGAAAGUUCAUUAUCACCAUUGCAUUUGUUCUGGUCAUGACAAGUAUAAUUGCUAAGAACUAUCGAAUCUACAAAAUUUUCCAAAAUGUAUUCACUGUUCGGACAGCUCGUCUCAAAUCACUUUACAUGAUGAGAUUUGUGGGUACAAGUACAUUGGUUAUCGUCCUCCCCCUCAUCGUUUGGAACUCUAUGUACAAAAUUGCUGUCGAAGAAAUAGUAGUAGGAACCAGCGAUUCCUGCUUUCUCUGCAAUUAUCCAACUACAACUGCAGAUUGGGCUGAGAUCACUAUUGCCGAGCUAGUUGUACUAAUUAUGUGUGCUUUCUUGAUAAUAAUAUCAGCCCUUCUUGCCUACAAGACUCGCAGAGUACGUGGAAAAUGGUCAGAAUCUAAUCAGAUUGCAUAUGUGAGCUAUAAUGCUUGCUUGGCUGCUUGCUUGGCUACACCUAGUUUAUUUCUUGGGUCUGACAAUUAUCUAGUCGCCAUAUACCUGAAACUGGCUGCAAUCUUGUUCGCUUCAACAUUUACUCUUAUUGUUUUGUUUGCACCAAAAUUGGUGGAGAUCGUAAAGCAUAUUACCGAGAGUAGUUCACUCAACAUAUGGGGAAAGGCACCAAAGUCUCAUAAACCCAACAACAACAAUAAUAACAAUAGCACUAGCCGCGGGGACGGCAAUAUCACCACAGACGAGCAAUAUUCAACUGCAAGCUCCAGUGAGUUUCGGAUCAACAAUUUAGUUGCAAAGAACUUGUUGGACUUUGUAAUGGAAGCGUAUGAAGGCGUUCUCCCCGUAAAACAAGAAUUGAGAUUUGAUUUAUUUUCAAUGUGGGAGCUCAAACAAUUAAUGGUUGUUCCACUCAAACGGUACUUUGUACUUGUUAAUCAAACAGAUCAAAGAGCAAGAAAAUACACUUACACCUUGUGUGAGCAGAUAUCAGCUGGAAGAAAUAUUUACAUAUUCCGUGUGACUACCGAUAAACAGCAGAUCUUCUUAUUCCAAGUAAACGAUCAAAUUGCGCUCGACAGAUGGAUCCAGUGGUUUAAAGGCCCUGGAGCAGACAACGGUGUGCCCUCUGCAGUGAGGAUAUUGAGUGAGACCAACCAUAACAAGGUUGGCGGAGAAAACAAUAAUCCCCACCACAACCAAGAAUACAAUCAUGAUCACGACCAUCACUUCAAUUAUCACCAUAGUGAUAAAGCGCUACUCAGCCAAGCUGCGGCACCCAUCACGACUUUUGGAUUAAUGGAACCAGACGACAUUCAGAUGGUUCCUUCGAAUUUUGUAGCCCAACGAUCUUUUGGAGUUGCAAGCGCACCGAGUACCGACCUAAUUGGAACAUCGACCUCAGACUAUUAUCAGUCUUCACAGACUGGUGGUGGCAGAAACAGAGAAUCUCUUUUCACAGACACAAACCCAAAUUACAGCAAUCCGUCAUAUAAUCUACCGCAAGACGAUAUUGGAAGUUUCCAAUUCCCGUCCAAACCUUCUCCUCUCUCACCAUAUUCAAGAUCAAACUACUCUUCUCCAAAUAAUACUACCCCAAAGAGUGACUGGCCAAGAUAUGAUUAG